This is a messenger RNA of Acanthopagrus latus (yellowfin seabream), 9139 nucleotides long. RefSeq lists its product as uncharacterized. NCBI's taxonomy places the organism in Eukaryota, Metazoa, Chordata, Actinopteri, Spariformes, Sparidae. Gene Ontology annotation, molecular function: GTP binding; protein binding. The transcript is spliced from 20 exons. The record is from RefSeq and is a predicted model, not a curated record. The coding region runs from base 183 to 8240 and encodes 2685 amino acids.
AAAACACCUACAGUGGACUCUUGGAUUGCAGGGCAGGGCGGUAUUGUCAGGACAAAUACCUCUAAUAGUAUACUGCAUAGAGGAAGAAGAAAAAGAAAGUCCAGGAUUCUUAUAAUGGAUGAAUCUUUCCUACAAAGUUUGAAUAAUCUGGAUUACGUGUGAGGUACCUGGGUGUCACCACAAUGGAGAGCUCUGAUGACGAGGACUUCCGAGAUGCAUGCGAUUCCUUCCCUGAACCACUCUGUGAGGAGGGAACAGGCGCUUCACCAACACCACAGUCUGACUAUGUCCCUCCACCAGAAAUCACAGCUCUCAGUGUUGGCCAGAAGACUGUUUCCUUUGCUAUACCGCUCACUGAUGACUCUGUUAAGUAUAAACUUUUGUUAAAAUACUCCUGUGACACGCAGAGAGUCAGGAUGAUCAGAGACGACUCCAGCACUGUGGAGGUUGAGGGACUGAUUCCUGGGACUGAGUAUACUUUCAACAUCACAAGGAUUGCAGAAAAUGGAAAUCGAAGCAAAGCAACCUCACUGUCUGUCUGCACAGAGCCCAGCCCUCCUGUGCAGAUUGCAGUCUAUCAGGUCAGCAGUCAGUCACUCUCUCUGCGAUGGGACCCCCCUGCUGGUGACGUGGAGAGUUACAUUGUAACGUGUUGCCAUGAGGGAGAAAUUGUGCAAGAGACGACAACGGACACAAACGACCUGACUCUCAGCAACCUGAGUCCAGGGGAGAGUUACUCUCUGCAGGUUUCUGCACAACUGAGGAAUGGAAGAAAAAGCAAGCCAGCUGUAACAUCUGCACACACAAAGCCCAGCCCUCCUGUGCAGAUUGCAGUCUAUCAGGUCAGCAGUCAGUCACUCUCUCUGCGAUGGGACCCCCCUGCUGGUGACGUGGAGAGUUACAUUGUAACGUGUUGCCAUGAGGGAGAAAUUGUGCAAGAGACGACAACGGACACAAACGACCUGACUCUCAGCAACCUGAGUCCAGGGGAGAGUUACUCUCUGCAGGUUUCUGCACAACUGAGGAAUGGAAGAAAAAGCGAGCCAGCUGUAACAUCUGCACACACAAAGCCCAGCCCUCCUGUGCAGAUUGCAGUCUAUCAGGUCAGCAGUCAGUCACUCUCUCUGCGAUGGGACCCCCCUGCUGGUGAGGUGGAGAGUUACAUUGUAACGUGUUGCCAUGAGGGAGAAAUUGUGCAAGAGACGACAACGGACACAAACGACCUGACUCUCAGCAACCUGAGUCCAGGGGAGAGUUACUCUCUGCAGGUUUCUGCACAACUGAGGAAUGGAAGAAAAAGCGAGCCAGCUGUAACAUCUGCACACACAAAGCCCAGCCCUCCUGUGCAGAUUGCAGUCUAUCAGGUCAGCAGUCAGUCACUCUCUCUGCGAUGGGACCCCCCUGCUGGUGACGUGGAGCGUUACAUUGUAACGUGUUGCCAUGAGGGAGAAAUUGUGCAAGAGACGACAACGGACACAAACGACCUGACUCUCAGCAACCUGAGUCCAGGGGAGAGUUACUCUCUGCAGGUUUCUGCACAACUGAGGAAUGGAAGAAAAAGCGAGCCAGCUGUAACAUCUGCACACACAAAUGUCCCUCCACCAGAAAUAACAGUUGUCAGUGUUGGUCAGGAAACUGUUUCCUUUGGUAUAACACUCACUGAUGACUCUGUUAAAUAUACACUGGAAUUAGAGUACUGCUGUGAAACCCAGAGAGACAGUUUGAUCAGAGACGACUCCAGCACUGUGGAGGUUGAGGGACUGAUUCCUGGGACUGAGUAUACUUUCAACAUCACAAGGAUUGCAGAAAAUGGAAAUCGAAGCAAAGCAACCUCGCUGUCUGUCUUCACAGAGCCCAGCCCUCCUGUGCAGAUUGCAGUCUAUCAGGUCAGCAGUCAGUCACUCUCUCUGCGAUGGGACCCCCCUGCUGGUGACGUGGAGAGUUACAUUGUAACGUGUUGCCAUGAGGGAGAAAUUGUGCAAGAGACGACAACGGACACAAACGACCUGACUCUCAGCAACCUGAGUCCAGGGGAGAGUUACUCUCUGCAGGUUUCUGCACAACUGAGGAGUGGAAGAAAAAGCGAGCCAGCUGUAACAUCUGCACACACAAAUGUCCCUCCACCAGAAAUAACAGUUGUCAGUGUUGGUCAGGAGACUGUUUCCUUUGGUAUAACACUCACUGAUGACUCUGUUAAAUAUACACUGGAAUUAGAGUACUGCUGUGAAACACAGAGAGACAGUUUGAUCAGAGACGACUCCAGCACUGUGGAGGUUGAGGGACUGAUUCCUGGGACUGAGUAUACUUUCAACAUCACAAGGAUUGCAGAAAAUGGAAAUCGAAGCACAGCAACCUCGCUGUCUGUUUUCACAGAGCCCAGCCCCCCUGUGCAGAUUGCAGUCUAUCAGGUCAGCAGUCUGUCACUCUCUCUGCGAUGGGACCCCCCUGCUGGUGACGUGGAGAGUUACAUUGUAACAUGUAGCCAUGAGGGAGAAAUUGUGCAAGAGACGACAACGGACACAAACGACCUGACUCUCAGCAACCUGAGUCCAGGGGAGAGUUACUCUCUGCAGGUUUCUGCACAACUGAGGAAUGGAAGAAAAAGCAAGCCAGCUGUAACAUCUGCACACACAAAUGUCCCUCCACCAGAAAUAACAGUUGUCAGUGUUGGUCAGGAGACUGUUUCCUUUGGUAUAACACUCACUGAUGACUCUGUUAAAUAUACACUGGAAUUAGAGUACUGCUGUGAAACACAGAGAGACAGUUUGAUCAGAGACGACUCCAGCACUGUGGAGGUUGAGGGACUGAUUCCUGGGACUGAGUAUACUUUCAACAUCACAAGGAUUGCAGAAAAUGGAAAUCGAAGCACAGCAACCUCGCUGUCUGUUUUCACAGAGCCCAGCCCCCCUGUGCAGAUUGCAGUCUAUCAGGUCAGCAGUCUGUCACUCUCUCUGCGAUGGGACCCCCCUGCUGGUGACGUGGAGAGUUACAUUGUAACAUGUAGCCAUGAGGGAGAAAUUGUGCAAGAGACGACAACGGACACAAACGACCUGACUCUCAGCAACCUGAGUCCAGGGGAGAGUUACUCUCUGCAGGUUUCUGCACAACUGAGGAAUGGAAGAAAAAGCAAGCCAGCUGUAACAUCUGCACACACAAAUGUCCCUCCACCAGAAAUAACAGUUGUCAGUGUUGGUCAGGAGACUGUUUCCUUUGGUAUAACACCCACUGAUGACUCUGUUAAAUAUACACUGGAAUUAGAGUACUGCUGUGAAACACAGAGAGACAGUUUGAUCAGAGACGACUCCAGCACUGUGGAGGUUGAGGGACUGAUUCCUGGGACUGAGUAUACUUUCAACAUCACAAGGAUUGCAGACAAUGGAAAUCGAAGCACAGCAACCUCGCUGUCUGUUUUCACAGAGCCCAGCCCUCCUGUGCAGAUUGCAGUCUAUCAGGUCAGCAGUCAGUCACUCUCUCUGCGAUGGGACCCCCCUGCUGGUGACGUGGAGAGUUACAUUGUAACGUGUUGCCAUGAGGGAGAAAUUGUGCAAGAGACGACAACGGACACAAACAACCUGACUCUCAGCAACCUGAGUCCAGGGGAGAGUUACUCUCUGCAGGUUUCUGCACAACUGAGGAAUGGAAGAAAAAGCAAGCCAGCUGUAACAUCUGCACACACAAAGCCCAGCCCUCCUGUGCAGAUUGCAGUCUAUCAGGUCAGCAGUCAGUCUCUCUCUCUGCGAUGGGACCCCCCUGCUGGUGACGUGGAGAGUUACAUUGUAACGUGUUGCCAUGAGGGAGAAAUUGUGCAAGAGACGACAACGGACACAAACGACCUGACUCUCAGCAACCUGAGUCCAGGGGAGAGUUACUCUCUGCAGGUUUCUGCACAACUGAGGAGUGGAAGAAAAAGCGAGCCAGCUGUAACAUCUGCACACACAAAGCCCAGCCCUCCUGUGCAGAUUGCAGUCUAUCAGGUCAGCAGUGACUCACUCUCUCUGCGAUGGGACCCCCCUGCUGGUGAAGUUGAGAGUUAUGUUGUGACUUGUUGCACUGAGGGAGAAAUUGUGCAAGAGACGACAACAGACACAAACAACCUGACUCUCAGCAACCUGAGUCCAGGGGAGAGUUACUCUCUGCAGGUUUCUGCACAACUGAGGAAUGGAAGAAAAAGCAAGCCAGCUGUAACAUCUGCACACACAAAGACAAACCUUGAGAGCUUAUUGGAGGAUCUGGGGUUGGAGCAGCACUACAAAGAGAAGCUGUCGCUGAGCACAAUACUUCAGAUUGAGGAGAAGACCAUCACUGAUAACACUGCCAAGUGUAACUCAGAUCUUCCAGGGUAUUUUCUAAAGAAACUGAUGAUGACAUCUGCAGCAGUUUUUGUGUUCUUUGACCGUCUGAACUCGGACUAUGAGCUGCUCAUGAACCAACAACACAAGGCAGAGAUCUUCUUGGUGGGAAACCAUCAAAGCAAUUUCUUCAGCAUGGAUGGUCUAAAGAAGGUAGCAAACAAGUUCAGCUUGACUAACAACAACAUCCUUUUGAAGACUAAGCACAUGAAUGAUGCAGACUUCAUUAAAAAUCUGCGGAGAACAGUCAGCAAUGUGGUUGAGAACUCAAAGAUGAAAAUGGGCAUUGAGCAGAUGGCUGACAUUGCCCAUGAACUGGGAAUCUGGGUUGAUGAAGACUGUCCAGAAUGCCAGACUGCCAAGAACAAUGCUGAUGCCAUCACUGCAGAAAUUCAAGACAUCCUGAAAUAUAAAGAUGCUCAGCUACCCUUGCAAGGUCAAAUAUGGAAAGAACUGUCUCGCUUAGAGAAGGAAGAAUUUAGGCUACGAAAAGUUGGGUCUGAAAACAUAGAAAAGUACAAAAGUGACCUGCAGAUAGAGAAAGAAAAACUUCGUAAAGAACAGAAUUCUUAUGACAUGUCAAAUGCAAUGUCAUGUUUCAUCCAAGCAAUAUCAAGCCCAGGGACAGAGAGAUCCUACUUCCUGAAAUGGCUGCGAAUGAAUCUCGAUAACUUGUCUCGAGAAAAACUGUCUGACCUCAGGGAGCAGUACAAAGAAAAAUCCAAAAAUUCUGAGAACAAAGAGGAAAUCAAAGAGACUGACAGACAACUUUCCAACAGCUCACUGGGGACUGAACACUUCUUCCGUGAAAUGGGUCAGAUCUAUGAAGCUUCACUUUCCCUUCCAGAAGAUAACCCAUCUCGUCAACAGUUACAGCAUCUGCCUAAGCUUUGUGCAGGACUGUUGCUUGAUGGAUUUCCCCUUGAGCUUGUAGAUGGAGAUGCCUCCAACAUACCUCUCAGAUGGGUGAGUGAUGUUCUCUCUCAGCUCAAUGACCUGGUGUCUCCUAAGAACAAGAUACUGGUUGUCACAGUUCUUGGAGUUCAGAGCACAGGGAAGUCCACUCUCCUCAACACCAUGUUUGGAGUGCAGUUUGCAGUCAGCAGUGGUCGAUGCACUCGAGGUGCCUUCAUGUUGCUGAUCAGAGUCAAUGACGAUGUUAAAAACAUUCUCAAAUGUGACUACAUGAUGAUCAUUGACACUGAGGGCUUAAAGUCACCAGAACUCGCACAACUGGACAACAGCUAUGAACACGACAAUGAGCUUGCAACACUUGUUGUGGGGCUGAGUGACAUCACCAUUAUUAAUAUUGCAAUGGAGAACUCAACAGAAAUGAAAGACAUCCUACAGAUAGUGGUGCAUGCUUUUCUCAGGAUGAAAGAGGUGGGCAAAAAGCCCAAAUGCCAGUUUGUUCACCAGAAUGUGUCAGAUGUUUCAGCCCAUGAGAAGAACCUACGAGACAGGAAACUGCUCUUGCAGCAGUUAAAUGAGAUGACGCAGGCAGCAGCCAAAAUGGAAAAGAAAGAGGAGAACAAGAGCUUCACUGAUGUGAUGGAAUACAGUCCAGACACUGGGAACUGGUACGUUCCUGGUCUCUGGAAUGGAAACCCACCAAUGGCACCAGUCAAUGCAGGAUACAGUGAGGCUGUUUAUGAGCUCAAGAAAAACAUUAUCCAAAUGUUGGGAAGUUGUGAGUCGUCUGCUAAUAAUAUCUUGGAGUUUACAGAGUGGGUGAAAAGCCUGUGGAAUGCAGUGAAGCAUGAAAACUUUAUCUUCAGCUUCAGAAACAGCCUGGUGGCUGAUGCAUACAUGAGGCUGUGCACAGAAUUCAACAAAUGGGAAUGGGAAUUCAAAAAAGAGAUGUACACCUGGGUCAGUGCAGCGGAAACAAGAAUAUCAAACUUUGGCACAGUUGCUAGAAAAUCUGAGAAAUCUAACAUGUCAGAUUUUCUCACUAGUUUGAAAAGUGAAGCUUGUGUUGUGUUGUCCAAAUGGGAGACAAAGCUUCUUGAAAAUCUGGCAAAGUACUUCAAGCAAACAGAGGGUCAUGUCUAUCUAGUUGAAGCAUACAAAGAAGACUUUGCAAACAGUGCAAAGAGCCUUCGAAGAGAAAUGGAGAAAUCUGUAAUCAAUCAGCUCACAACAACAGCGGACUUCAGAGAGGGAAUGACAAAACUUGACAGAAUCAAGGAGAAGCACACAAAGCAGCUGGAAGAGAGAGUGCAUGGACUGAUUGAAGAAUGUCGGAAAAAACAAGUUCGCAUGACAGACAAAGAGCUGGACGAAGAAUUUGAUCGAAUGUGGAAUAAAACACUGAAUGAACUGUCUCCCUUUGAACAAAAGGCCACAGAUGUCAUUGCAAAUGUGUCCAGCUACCUGAGAACAGAUCUAUCAAAAAGGGGGAGUCAUGUUUGUGAUUUGCUGAGUCAAAAAAGUUUGCAAGAAUGUGGACUGGAACCUUUCACAUACACUGUAGAAGGGUUUUUUAAGCAGUGCAAACACAAACUCACCAAGUUCUUACACAUAGAGGAUCAUGUUGCAGCUUUACAAAACAUAGCUGACCGUAUCAUAACAGAUUGCACACAGAUCAUGACUGAAAAAAUGGAAAGAAAAAACAACUACCAUGACACUUACAUCGAGGAGAUCCUACACACGAUCGAUGAGAGGCUGCAAAACAGUCAGAAUGUGAAGACAGGGAUCAAGUUUGAAGUUUAUCUCAAACAGCACAUCUGUGGAUAUGCAGCAAGACAGUUUCAGAAAAUGCAUGAAGAUUUCCUGCGUGACAACGAUCCCUACAGAUGUCUGAAUCAAAACAAAGAAAAGUUUCGUGCUGGUUUUAAGGAUGUGUUCCAUGAACGAGACCAGUGCCAGAAGAAAGCAGAAGAAUUCACACAACGCUGCUUGAGGCCUGCAGUGGAAGACUUUGUGAACCGUUCCUUAGGUCCUGACAUCAUUGGUGAAAUGCUGACAAGUGAGCAGUUCAACACUCGAAUGUUCCUCCAGUAUUUGAUUUUACUGGAUUUGCUCUCAAAGCAUGACUUUAAAAACUAUCUGAGCUAUAUUUGCUCAUAUGAGGAGUAUGUAAAGAAAUGGAUAUUUGACCAAAUAGUGGAUCGCUUCUCAAAUCAUUCUAAGACAUUCGAGUUUGAGGAUCGACAUGUUCUCUCAAGUAUCAACAGCAUAAACAAUGCUAUCAACAAAGCUAAAACAGAAAAGAGUGGCAACCUCAAGACAUUUGUUGAACAUUUCUGUCAGGAACUUGGUGAUAAACUGGUCAUUUCCCAGGAUGCUCUUGGUGCUUUCUUGAUCCUGAACAAUGCUGACCAGGAACAGUUUGCUCACUGGCUCUCUGGAUGUGUGAAGGACAUGGCACAAACUCUUAGGAAGAAGUUCAAAGAAACAAGCAUCCAGAUGAAACUAAAAGCUCUUCAUGUGAAUCCUCAGAAUGAGCUUUUCACCAGAGUGAUCGGCUGUGGUAAACAGUGUCCAUUCUGCAAAGCACCUUGUGAGGCAGGAGGAAAAGAGCAUGCAGAACACUGGACAUCACUACAUCGGCCAGAGGGUCUGGGUAAAUACAGAUUUAUUUCCUCAAACAAACUUGACCCUGACAUAUGCUCUUCUCUUGUGGUCACUAAUAGUACUUUUCGAUGUGACGUUACAAACUAUGCAGAUCACCCUUACAAACGUUACAAAGAAAUUUUCCCUGACUGGAAAAUCCCACCGGAUGCUAGUCUCCAGGCAUCAGACUACUGGAAGUAUGUAAUGCAAACGUUUAACAAGAAGUUUGCAAAAGUAUACAAUGCUGAGCCCGCUGAUAUUCCAGAAACAUGGAGAAAUAUCACAUAUAAGCAAGCAGAAGCAAGCCUCAAAGAGUCAUUCAACAUCAAGUGAGGGUCUCCAGACUUUGAGGUUACACAGGCGUAUCCUUCUCACAUUCAUUCAUUCAUCCAUUCAUUCUCCUAUUUUGUCGUUACUUGUUUUUUAAUGCUAUUAAAGACAAUCACAAAUAGUAACUUGUUGUAUAUAAGAUGUCAAGGUUGAAGAUAUUAUCAGUAAACAUGUAUCUUUUACCACUAUGACUUGCAAUAGGGAUAUAAGAAAUCACUGCAAUUAGGGCUUACCUUCACCUGAGAUCGCAUUUAACAUCUGAAAUGAUUUGCUGUAAUUCUAUGUUUAUGUUAAGCAGGACAUAUUUACAUGUUUUUUGAUACUUUAAGUCAAUGUGCUUGUCCAGUAGAUUACAUCUGAGUCGGAAUUUAUGAUUUUGUGUGCCAGAUGAACGUCAUUAUAUUGUAACUGAAAAGAUGUACACACUUAGCCUUGGUCCAGAUCUUUGAAUCCACUCACUCCUCUGAGUUGACUAAUUCUGAAUAUGGAAAGAGUGUAACAGGGUGACUGUCUAAUUUUCAGAUAAGUCAAGGCAGCAAAAAGACAGAGAAAAAGUUUGCUUUCGUUAAAUUCAAAUUAUAUAUUACAUGAAGUUGUUUUUUGUGUCUCUCCGUGAUGUAUGACAUGUUGCAUAUUUUUAUGUAUUUUAUAGAUCACUCAUAAAAUAUUGCCAUUUUAAAUCAUUUUGAAAUCAUUAAAAGAUCAUUCAUAUUUUAAGUGAUAUCGUCAACAUAUUAUGAAACAAAGUUCGUUUUAAUAAAAGAAGUUUAUGUAAUCUUUUUUAAACUCAGAAUUUAGUAUCUUUUUUUCAUUUCAGUGUCUGCUUCCAUUUUUAAAGAACUUAAAGGAUAAUGUAUUCUAUAUGUGGUUGUGGUGUAUUGUCAAUAUAUAUGCAUAACUUC